Panicum virgatum (switchgrass) is the source of this 2534-nucleotide messenger RNA. Its product is annotated as proline-rich receptor-like protein kinase PERK2. Lineage: Eukaryota; Viridiplantae; Streptophyta; Magnoliopsida; Poales; Poaceae. Bases 728 to 2167 code for a protein of 479 amino acids. The record is from RefSeq and is a predicted model, not a curated record. The transcript is spliced from 3 exons.
AGGAGGUGGGGCAGGCCGCGACGACGGCGGACGGAGGCCAUGGCGGGCAGAGGAGGCCGGGGCCGGCGAGCGCCGCAGGGCAAGGCGGAGGAGGCCGCGGCCGGCGGCCGGAUCUGGUGAAGGCGGAAGAGACCGGGGUGGAGGCUUCGGCGGGGGCCGCGCAGCCCGGCCGGCGGCGGGGGGCCGGGAGCAGUCCAUCGGGGGCCGCGCAGCGUGGCCGGUGGCGGAAGGCCGGCGGCGGGGGGCCGGGCGCAGCCGGCGGCGAGGGCCCGACGAGCUGCGCGGCAGGCGCCCCCCACCGUCGGGCUGAGGAAGAAGAUAAGGGAGAGAAAAAAAUAAAAAGAAAAAGAAAAAAGUGAGAGGUUGACAGGUGGGGUCCAUUGGUGGCAAGUGGGACCUUCAUUAACGGUGUUAUCAUGUCGUCCAACCCGUAUUCCCCAUUCCUUCAACCAAACAUGAAAUGAGUUCACUCCGUCCCCAAAAUCAGAAGUACAACCAAACAAUAGAUGGGUCGGCUCCAUCCCCAAAAUCCGGGUUGGAUUCAACCCAACCAAUUGAUCCCGCAACCAAACACACGGAAAGAGAUAAGAAGGAGCCAGACGCACCGCGAGCGGCUGCGUUCGACCGAAAUAUUAGAACCGCGCGGUGCAGCAUCUACUGCUAAUAUUUCUCUUUUGAGAUGGCUCCGUUCUAAAGUGUUCACAAACCAAACGCUGUAAAAGUUGGAAUGGAGCGGCUCCAUCUACCCCCAUCCCACCAACCAAACACACGAACGAAACGAACAAACCGCCCCCCUCUCCUCUUCGCCCCGCCCCACCCCACCCCACCUCACCUCAACCCCACGUCCCCACCCCGCGAGCAACCCCCGGCGAUCUCCCCAAGAAUCCCAAGAACCCACAGCGCCAUGGCUAUGGCGCUAGAGCCCUUCUUCCUUACACCGCCUCCCGCACCGCGGCACCUCGCCGAGCUCCGCAUCGAGCCCGCGCACUCCGCGGUCGCCUUCUCCGCGCCCUGCGCCGCCGACGCGGGGCGGAAGCGCCGCUGCCUCCUCCCGGCCUCCUCCGUGCGCAAGAGGAUGCUACUCGAGCUGGCCCCCUUCGACCCCGCGCCGAGCGCGCCGCCUCCCCCGCCUCCCUCGCCCACGCCGCCUCCCUCGCCGAUGGCGUCGCGCGCGGGGUCUUCAACCGCCGCCGAGUUCUCGUUCGCGCCGGGCCUCCGGCCGAUCCAGCCGACGACCGCCGCAGGCAACAUGUUCGCGUUCGCCGAGAACUCGCCAGGGAGAUCCGAGGCCAGCGGCGCGGGGAACAUGUUCGCGUUCUUGGCCGCGCCAGAGCGGCCCAACACGCCCACGGGCCCUACCUCCAGGGGCGGCUUCGUGUUCGCGGCUUCGCCUGAAGGGCCGCCGCUGACGCCGACCUCCAGGGGCUCCAACACCAGCGGCCUCUCCUUCUUGGCCUCGCCGAACCAGCCGUUGACGCCCACGGGCCCCAUUGCCAGCGGCCGCCAGCCGUCCUUGAUGCCCACCGGGAGCGCCGGCGCUUCCGUGUCCCUGCUCUCUCCGAAGCCGGCGCGCACGGGCGCCGCCGACAGCGGCGGGUUCGCAGUCGCCCCUUCGGGGCCGGCGUGGGCACCCAUAGGCUCAACAUCUUCCGCGGUGGCCAAGGAGACGACGCUCCCCACGCCGUCGUUCGUCUUCUCGGCCUCGCGGUCGCCGCCUCUGCCGCGUAGCGGGAGCAGGAAGCGGCGGCGGCCCAACCUCCGCAUCGAGACGGCCCCGCGCCGCAUGAGCCCGAGGCAAUGGGAGGAAGAGACGACGCCGACGCCGCAGCAGCUCACUCCGCCGCCACAGAAGCUCGCCAAGACGAACUCAUCCGACAACGGCGAGGCCUCCCGCUCGGGCAUCAUGUCCGGGCCGUGCUGUUUGUUCGUCACUUCGCUGGCUAAUGCGGCCAAGCAGGAAGCCAAGAAGGCCUCCAGCGAGGCAUCCCGCUCGCCGGCCGGGUCACGCUGCACGUCGCCGGCGAGGCGUUCCUCACUGGAGAAGCCGAGCAAGCCGGAGCGAGAGGUGGAAGUGUCCAGCGCGUCCUGCUCCGGGGCUGAGGUGGUGGUGCGCGUGACCUGCAAGUGCGGCAUCAACAAGGAGUUCAGCUUCGAUCACCGCCCCUGAUCAACCAGCUUCCCUAUCCACCCCCACCAUCAGUUUCGGCCUUUGUCAGAUCGGAUCGCCCCAUUUCUUUUCUGGCAAUUUACUGGAGUCUGAACUGAAUAUAGAACGAGGUUAACAGUACUAGGUUCAGAAAAUCAUGGGCCGCGUAGAAACGGUCUUCAGACUCAAAGAGCUGUAGGAAUGUUGGAUUACACUUGUCCUUAGUCUGAACUCUGAUGAAUGUUUGAUGUUUCCAAGCUUGCCGUACCAUGCUGCUUGGUUGCUUUGGAUUGAGAUGUAGUGAAUCACAAUUAUUCUGCUGAUGAUGAGUCAUCGUCGUCAUGUUCAUUUAACUGAUUGUCAGUUGUGUGAACGUCAGACUUGAUCA